AUGGGGAUAGACACUAAUAGAUCAAGAUGAAGAAAUUAAAUAGCUGACCACUUCUAUAUGAUAGUUAUUAUUAAAUUAUAAUACAAAAGUAUCAACAAUCAUUGUUUAAUACAUUUCUCCAUCAUUACUAUACACAGAGUUCAUCAUUUCCUGGUCACCAUCAUCACUUACCUACUACUCAUCAUUAUACAAUACAAAAUGUAUUCCAAGUCUUUGACUUUGUGGAAUUUCUCCUGGUAAUCAAUGAAAUUUUGGAUCUUUGAAAGGUACCCAGUUCGAAUCAGGUCUUGAAUUGAAGCCUUCAUGGCUAAAGUUAUGAUCUUGGUCUUCUUCUUGUUAUGGAUUGAUGGUGGGUCGGGUCAGGACUCGCCAUACAGGAUUCAUACUUUGUUUUCAGUUGAAUGUCAGAAUUACUUUGAUUGGCAAACGGUUGGGCUUAUGCAUAGCUUCAAGAAGGCAAAACAGCCAGGACCCAUUACCAGACUGUUGAGUUGUACGGAUGAAGAGAAGAAGAAUUAUAAGGGGAUGCAUUUGGCUCCAACUAUGGAAGUUCCUUCUAUGAGUAGACAUCCAAAGACUGGAGAUUGGUACCCUGCAAUCAACAAACCUGCUGGAAUUGUCCACUGGCUGAAACAUAGUAAAGAUGCAGAGAAUGUCGAUUGGGUUGUGAUUCUAGAUGCAGACAUGAUCAUUCGAGGUCCAAUUAUACCUUGGGAACUUGGUGCAGAAAAAGGCAGGCCCGUAGCAGCAUAUUAUGGGUACUUGGUUGGAUGUGACAAUAUUUUGGCUCAGUUGCACACAAAGCACCCUGAACUUUGUGACAAGGUCGGUGGGCUUUUAGCCAUGCACAUGGAUGAUCUUCGAGCUCUAGCACCUAUGUGGCUUUCAAAGACAGAAGAAGUACGAGAAGAUAGAGCUCAUUGGGCCACUAAUAUAACUGGCGACAUCUAUGGCCAGGGAUGGAUAAGUGAGAUGUAUGGUUACUCAUUUGGUGCAGCAGAAGUUGGACUUCAGCACAAGAUUAAUGACGACUUAAUGAUCUACCCAGGCUAUACACCACGACCAGGUGUUCAACCUAUUCUACUUCACUAUGGUUUGCCAUUUAGUGUCGGAAAUUGGUCUUUCACUAAAUUGAAUCACCAUGAAGAUGAUAUUGUUUAUGAUUGCGAUCGGCUCUUUCCUGAGCCUCCUUACCCUAGAGAGGUAAAAUUGAUGGAAUCUGAUCCAAACAAAAGGCGGGGACUAUUUUUAAGUAUAGAAUGUAUAAACACUUUGAAUGAAGGUCUCUUAUUACAACAUGCUGCAAAUGGAUGUGCUAAGCCAAAAUGGUCAAAAUACUUGAGUUUCUUAAAGAGCAAAACUUUUGCCGAAUUAACUCGGCCAAAACUUCUGACUUCUGAGAGUAUAAAAACUGAGGCUGAAAACGAGCAGCAGGUCAUUGAUGACCCUGAGAAACCACAUCCAAAAAUCCACACCAUAUUUUCCACAGAAUGUACCCCAUAUUUUGAUUGGCAGACUGUAGGUCUGGUACAUAGUUUUCACUUAAGUGGCCAACCUGGAAAUAUCACAAGGCUUCUCAGCUGUACAGAAGAAGACCUAAAACAUUAUGCAGGCCAUGAUCUGGCCCCCACCCAUUAUGUCCCUUCUAUGAGCCGGCACCCACUAACAGGGGAUUGGUAUCCAGCUAUUAAUAAACCGGCUGCUGUUCUCCACUGGCUUAAUCAUGCAGAUAUUGAUGCUGAAUUUAUAGUUAUUCUUGAUGCUGACAUGAUUUUGAGAGGUCCAAUUACACCAUGGGAGUAUAAAGCAGCACGUGGCCGUCCAGUUUCAACUCCCUAUGACUACCUUAUUGGUUGUGACAAUGAGCUUGCAAAACUCCAUACACGCUAUCCUGAUGCUUGCGACAAGGUUGGGGGCAUCAUCAUCAUGCAUAUAGAAGAUCUUCGAAAAUUUGCCAUGCUAUGGUUGCAUAAAACUGAGGAGGUUCGGGCAGACAAAGCUCAUUAUGCGACAAAUUUCACUGGAGAUAUAUAUAAUUCUGGCUGGAUAAGUGAGAUGUAUGGCUACUCUUUUGGUGCAGCAGAGCUGCAACUACAGCAUAUUAUAAGCAGGGAUAUAUUGAUAUACCCGGGAUAUAUCCCUGAGCCUGGUGUUAAGUACAGAGUUUUCCACUAUGGGUUAGAAUUUAAAGUUGGGAAUUGGAGCUUUGAUAAGGCAAACUGGAGAGAUACUGAUAUGGUCAAUAAAUGCUGGGCUAAGUUUCCAGACCCACCUGAUCCUUCCACACUUGAUCGGACUGAUAAUGACAUCUUACAGAGGGACCGACUUAGCAUAGAAUGUGCCAGAAAACUGAAUGAAGCAUUAUUCUUGCAUCAUAAGAAGAGAAAAUGCCCUGAUGCUAGCUCCUUGUCCAACUCAAAUUCUGAUACAGCAAAGGAAGCUAUAAGUUCAAGGAAAUUUGGCAAGAUUGAUGAAGGUAAUGUUGCUAGAAGCAACAUUCCAAUCAGACAUUCUCAGGAAACAUCUCUGCCUGCUAUGAAAGAUGGGCUCUUUGGUUCUUUGAGGAUCUGGGUUAUUGUUCUAUGGGCAGUAUCUGGUGUCGGUUUUAUAGCAGUUAUGUUAAUGGUAUUUUUAGGUCAUAGAAGUAAGGGAGCUAAAGGAAAAGGUUAUAGAAACAAGAGAAGAUCAUCAUAUUCAGGAUUCUUGGAUACGAACGGCCGUGAAAGAUUUCUCCGCGGUGCUGAAUCAUCUUUGUGACCUUGACAAUGUAGAAGAAAUAAACACAUUGAUUUUUAGAGGAUCAGACAUUCAGAGAGUCCCAGGAAGUCUCAAAGGCAAAUUUCAGAAUAUACCGAUACGGCAAAACAGUUUAGAACAUUUUUGCAGAAGAGAUGACACCACCACAGAAUAGUUUUGGUUGCUCUAUAUUGCUGUAACUUUGACCUGUUCCUGCCUCUCUCAAUGUAACAGAAAAAGUAAUGAAAGAUCAAAAGCAUUUUAUUCUCCCUGAGCCCCAAAUAUUGCAACUUGUAACUUUGAUUUUGCUGUAGCUAUCCCAAGGUUGGCCGGUGAUUGGAUGUCUUUUCCUGGAUAAUCAUGUUUUACUAGACAUUUUGCUCUAUUUUUCAACAUAGCUCUACUACAAGAUCUCAUUGUUUGUUUUUAACAAAAAACUAUUAUUUCCUUAAUGAAGACCCUGUUUGGUCUA
Molecule: messenger RNA, 3208 nt
Organism: Ricinus communis (castor bean)
Lineage: Eukaryota; Viridiplantae; Streptophyta; Magnoliopsida; Malpighiales; Euphorbiaceae
Product: peptidyl serine alpha-galactosyltransferase
Exons: 8
Coding region: 304-2757 (817 amino acids)
Molecular function (GO): glycosyltransferase activity
Source: RefSeq, a predicted model, not a curated record